This is a messenger RNA of Rubroshorea leprosula, 1409 nucleotides long. Lineage: Eukaryota; Viridiplantae; Streptophyta; Magnoliopsida; Malvales; Dipterocarpaceae. The record is from the annotation of a GenBank genome assembly.
AUCGCCAGUCUAGAUCCUGAAUAAAGCCAUCGACUUUUACCCCUCGAAUUAUGUGUUUCCUCUUUCCACCUCACUCCGAUUUCCCCCUCGGCCCUCGGAGGACACAAAAGCAACACCGCCUCCACCCUUUUCCGUUUUUACCGGACCCGACACCGCAACAGCGACAGCCCCUCCAAUCUCCAUGGAACUCAAUAGACCUUCCCGCUUCGGCCGCCGCAAAUCCCCCUCCUCCGACCGCUUCCUCGCUACGUACCACCUUGUUUCAUCAACAUCUGACCACCCUUCCUCUUCCUCUUCCGCCGUCGAUGAAUUGAAUGAGGAUGAUGUUUUCUUCUCUAACGACUUCUCCCCUGACCCCAACGACGGCAACCCCAUCCACCCAAAUCGACACUACCAUCAAACGACCGCUCCUGUGUCUUCCUCUGCUUCCUUCCCCGGUUUCCAGCACCACCAGAAACCCUUUUCCCACUCCCAGAAUUCCGGAAUCCUCGCCGCUCUCCGGGACCCCUCCCGUCCCCAAUCCAAUUUUUAUCAGAAAACCUCACUCUCUACGUCCACCUCUCCCGCUUCUUCUGUUUCUUGGCUUUCUUCUUCUCGCAUGAUUCCUUCCAUCCCAAGGCCACCGCUUGAAAGAUUGCCGCUUUCUUCUUCUUCUUUGGGAAGGCACCAUCAAUCGGCGCCGGUGAAUGUGCCGCUGAUGGCAAAGGCUGUGCGGAAGCACAGCGAGUUCGAUGAUGAUUAUGGCGAAAACGAUGAUGAGGAAGGGGAGAUGCUGCCGCCGCACGAGAUUGUGGCAAGGAAUAUGGCGCGGUCCCCUAUGUUGUCAUGCUCUGUGCUUGAGGGAGUCGGAAGGACCCUCAAAGGGAGGGACCUCAGGCAGGUAAGGAAUGCUAUCUGGAGACAAACUGGAUUUCUUGAUUGAGUUCAGGCCUAAGUGAACUCGAUUUUCUUGUAGUUGAACGUGGAAGAAAACAUUUUUCUUCUUAGCUUUUGUAUUUUGUGGUUAUGGACUGUGGAUGUGUAAAUACUCAAAGUGUUUGUGGACAUUCUGGUUUCAAUGGAGGUUAUUCUGUACUUUUAGACAGUUUGCAUUGUUUGGUUUUGGGAUGAAUUUAGAGGCAAAAAGUAUUAUUUUCAAAAUGGCUAUUAUAUAAUUUGGGUUGCAAAAUCUUUACAGAAUUGGAAGCUUUAGCUUCUUUUCUUUCCAUACCUUACUACCUGACCUGAUUGGUUUGUGAAAUUAGGUUGUUUGAGUGAAAUUUAAAGUACUUUCCGCCAAAAAAAGGGACUUCCUUUACGGGUUUUAUAGUGUUUAGGGAGGCUCUGAAGUGUCUAUGUGAAGACUUGCUUAUAAUUUGGUGUUGCUUAUCUUCCAAAUAGUCAAGUUAUAAUAAUGGUAACUUUAGAUG